Parus major (Great Tit) is the source of this 3364-nucleotide messenger RNA. It is a transcript of the gene ANKRD55, whose product is annotated as ankyrin repeat domain 55. The transcript is spliced from 11 exons. NCBI's taxonomy places the organism in Eukaryota, Metazoa, Chordata, Aves, Passeriformes, Paridae. Bases 305 to 2257 code for a protein of 650 amino acids. Gene Ontology annotation, molecular function: protein binding. The record is from RefSeq and is a predicted model, not a curated record.
UGCCGGCCCGGGCCCCUCACGCUGCCCGCGCUGCGGGAGCGGCUGCUCGCCGGCUCUCCCCCUCGCUGAAGACAUGGCAUUUUACAGAAGCUCAGAUAAGCAGGGAGUCCAUAAUAGAAUAUAAUGUUUCCAUCAGGGUCUUGUCGUGGCAACAACCUGCAGCCGUAAAGCGACUUUAAUUCUCUGAGAGGAAGACCGGCGACAGCUGUCGUUUCACUGUGUACUGUAAUAUAUGAGAUUCUGCCCUGAAAACCCUGGAGGUGGCAUUUGUCUGGUCUGGUUGUAAAUAAUGAGAUAGAUCACAAUGGAUUUCAGUUCCUCAUCCGUGUUUGACCAGCACAAAGCUGAUGCAGCAGAAGAGAUCGACUUGGCUGUGGUUUACCAAGCAGCUGCUAAUGGAGAUGUGAACACCCUGACUGCAGUGAUCCGAGAGGAUCCUUCCAUCCUGGAGUCUUGUGACAGAGAGGGUUGCACACCUUUGAUGCAUGCUGUGUCAGGACGCCAGGUUGACACAGUGAAGCUUUUGUUGAAGAUGGGAGCCAAUAUUAAUACUCAAGAUGCUUGUGGACGUACCAGUUUAUCUCUGGCAACUUAUUUGGGCUGGCUGGAGGGCUGUGUCAGCCUGCUCAGGAAUGGUGCUAAGCAGAACAUACCUGACAAAAACGGGAGGUUGCCGCUACAUGCUGCCACCGCAGAGCCUGACGUGAGGCUUCUGAGCUUGCUUCUGCAGCAAUCAAAUCUUAGUGAAAUUAAUCACCAGGACAAUGAGGGAAUGACUUCACUCCACUGGGCCGCAUUCCACAACAGGCCCCAGCACACCCAGACUCUGCUGCACAAGGGAGCAGACCCAACUCUGGUGGACAAGGACUUCAAAACAGCUCUGCACUGGGCAGUACAGAGUGGCAACAGGAUUCUGUGUUCCAUCAUUCUGGACCACUGGCAGGGACCAUCAAUAAUAAAUUGUGAUGAUGAGAAUGGCAAAACAUGCAUGCACAUUGCUGCUGCUGCAGGCUACAGUGAUAUCAUCAGUGAGCUGGCUAAAGUCCCAAAGUGCAACCUGCAGGCCCUUGAUGUGGAUGACAGGACUCCUUUGCACUGGGCUGCAGCAGCAGGGAAAGCUGACUGUGUGCAGACACUGCUAGAACUGGGGAUAGACAGCAGCCCUCGAGACAUCAAUGAGAACACUCCUCUGACAUAUGCAAUAUACUGUGGGCACACUGCAUGCAUCAAGCUGCUGUCUCAGGAGAGCAGUAGAUCUGAGUCAGUUCAUAAGUUUCCCUCCCAGAACAACAAACUUAUAAAGAAAGAAGGACGAUUCGGUAUGCUGAACCAUAUCUUCUCUUGCAAGAGGAAGAAAGAUGAUCAGAAAACCAGUAAGAAGGAGAGAAACAGGGGUCAAUUUCCUGGAGAAGAGACCUCAGAAGUAGAUGAUAUCAUCACCCGUUUUGAUUGCAUUAUGAACAAAAAUUGCAAAGACAUUCCAGAUGAGUGUAAGAGCACGCCUGAAUUUAAAAGAAAGAGCACAGACACUAAGUACCUCAUACCAGAAAAGAAGCCAUCAGUAUGUCAGGGACUCCCACCCAUACCCACCCAGACCUUCCCCCCAAUCACUGCAGGCAAUUCCUUCCUAACUGCUUCCCAGAGCAAAAUAUCAAGCUUCUGUUCCAGCUCUAGUACCCACCAUUUUCCAUGCAAAUCUCAAAAGAGUAGGAGUGAGCACAACUUGCUGGACAACACAGAUAGCUGCCACGUUUUGCUGGAUGAUCCCUGGAACACAGACUCUAACCAAAGACUCUCUUACAACGUCUGUACUAGAACUUCUUCAGACAAAUUGAUGAAUGGCUUAAACUCUGAUAGAUCCCUGUGCCCUCCCUGCCUUCCCUCACUUCCCAGUUCUCCAUCAGGUAGAAGUUUUCAACAGAUGUCCAUAGACCAGCAGAAAAUGAAAAAUACUCCUGUACAGAACAGUCUAGCUCCAAUACCAAACCACAGUGCCCACAAAAAUAUUCCCAGGGCCAAAGACCCCUCACGUGGCUUCUUGAGUCUCCACAGCACAGACUGCAUCCCCUGUUCUGCAUGCUGCUACUUCAUCCCCCACACACUCUUUCUAUCUCCACAUGGAAUGCUUCCAACGCCCCCUGGAAAACAGGCUGUCACACACUCCUUAAAAAAUGUCAAAAUAAUUUUUCAAACAAAUAUGGGACUUCUAGAGAACUCUCUGCUGCUGUCACUUCUCCAUUUAGUUAAGAAGGUCUGAUGUUUCUGGAGACAUAAGAGGAGACAACAUGUGUCUGAUACACAAAAAAGUGACAUUAUUACUUGCUGGGAAAAAAGCCAACAACAAAUUUAAAAAACAAAUUUAAAAUCUGUUUCUACGGGUCAUUUAACAGUGUUUAUGGAGAUCUGUGGUUGUUUUUGACAUUAUUCGUCAUGAUUUGAAGUUUCUUCUUUCCCAAGUUAACAGCAAAGCAUUCCACAAAGCACCCACAUCUCUGCAGAAAGGUGCUGCAGUCCACUGCUUGCAAAGGAGGGGAGUCUAAGACCUGUUCUUCUGCUGGACUCCAUACUUCUCGGGCAAUGCCUUUCUGACGGCCUUAUUUUUGCCUCUGCAGUUUGUAAUAAAAACUACUCCAGAGUCUACUGAGUGGAAAAGGCUUCCUGAACCAGUAGCUCCUUUGUACCACUAGGUCUUCAGUGGCCAAUUCUGCUCUCCCCAUGUCAGUCAUUAAUGGUGUUUUUGCUUUAUGUAGCUCCUGGGUCCUUAAGGGCUCUGCCUCCCACAGAUCCCAGCUCUGGGUCUGGGCUCAUGUGUUUCAGCACAUGUACUAACACUAGUCAUUAUAUGCAUUGUUUCAGAGCUAUGCAUGUACCAAUCCUGAAAUCGUAUAUCCAAUAAACUGAGCACAGUAUGUGGGACUGUGUGGGAAGUAAUGGUGUUUGGAUUCUUUGAACGAGCAUGAGUUUGUGAUGGCUGCUCUGUCAUGGGUUGAAGUUAAGCUUUUGGCCUACUUAAAUCCAUAAUUUAAAGCUUUUAAUGAUGUACAUAAAAUACAUAAAGCUUUAUGGAUAUUUUUCAUACAGACAUGAACUUUGAAUAUAUUAACAAUGACUGUUCCAAAGAGAAAUACUAGUGAGGCUCUCAAAAUUUGGUUUGCACACCAAAAUUUUUUGAGUGAACUCAUAGCAUUCUACCAUGCGCAAGAAAAUAUAUUAAUAUUAUGAUCACAUUUUUCAAGUACAGGCUUGAGUACACACAGUAAGAGACAACAGCUCAAAGGAAGAUGCAAAAUCAUUUGUAAAAAUUCCAUGCUUUUCACUUUCUGUGCACUUUCUCUUUUUUUUUUUCCCUAUUUUCUAUUUCCUA